ACCAGAUGGCAGUGAAUGGAUCAAUAAUCCUGAUGUACAACCCCUGCGCAGCUGGUGACUAGGCAUAGAUAGAGCUACACUGUCAUUCUCAACAGCAUACCUGUUUCCAUGAGGACUCGUAACCUACCUUGAUCCAAACUUAAAAAUUGAUAUAUCUAGACACCAAGAGAGGUAGAGAAAACGAAACAUGUCUACGAAUGGUGGUGACGUCGUCGGUGGAUUUCCAUCAGUCAUCGAGUUGAACGUAGGAGGAGUGUUCUACAGCACCUCGCUGGAAACCCUGACAAAGGAUCCGAAUUCUCUACUAGGCCAGAUAUUCGGGAGUAAAGAGGGACGUUCCAACAUAAUCAGAGACUCGAAGGGCAAGUAUUUUAUCGAUCGCGAUGGUGUACUCUUCCGUUACAUCCUGGAUUACCUGAGAAAUUUGAAGGUGGUGCUACCCGAAAAUUUCCACGAGCGCGAGAGAUUAAAAGCGGAAGCCGAGUACUUCAAUUUACCGGAUAUGGUGGCCAGCAUCUCUAACAUAACGUCAGCUUAUCCGACCCGCUACCCGAUUAACCAGCAGUUCAGUAAUUUGGCGGUGACACCGACAUCGCCCGGCAAUUACAACGCCGGAUACAUAACAGUGGGUUACAGAGGGACAUUCGCAUUCGGUCGUGACGGCCUGGCAGACGUAAAAUUUCGUAAACUGACACGUAUCCUGGUAUCCGGUAAGGUCACGCUGUGCCGUGAAGUUUUUGGUGACACACUUAACGAAUCACGCGAUCCGGACCGAUGUAACGAUGACCGAUACACGGCCAGGUUUUUCUUAAAACAUAACUUCUUGGAGCAGGCAUUCGAUAACCUUCAAGAAGCUGGGUUUCGGUGCAUGGCUGCAUGUGGUUCGGGCACUUCCGGUAACGGUAACGAACCGUUAAAACCGGGUAUGGAUUCCGAAGAGAACCGCUGGAAUCACUAUAACGAGUUUGUGUUCGUCAGAAGUUAAAGGAAAACGUUCACCUGCAAAUUUUCCUUCUACUUUUCUCCUUUGUGUCUAAUCACUUCAUAGAGAACUUUCUACCGUUCAGCACUUACCAUAAAAGAGAAUUAAUUAUUAUUCAUUUGCACACGUAAUUUAGUUCUACCGUAUCUAGGAAAACGAGGAAGUUCUUUCUUAGAAGAUUAUACUUUAAAA
This is a messenger RNA of Centruroides sculpturatus (bark scorpion), 1174 nucleotides long. RefSeq names its product BTB/POZ domain-containing protein KCTD16-like. Gene Ontology annotation, biological process: protein homooligomerization. Bases 188 to 985 code for a protein of 265 amino acids. The transcript has a single exon. NCBI's taxonomy places the organism in Eukaryota, Metazoa, Arthropoda, Arachnida, Scorpiones, Buthidae. Gene Ontology annotation, molecular function: protein binding. The record is from RefSeq and is a predicted model, not a curated record.